This is a messenger RNA of Planococcus citri (citrus mealybug), 2349 nucleotides long. RefSeq names its product E3 ubiquitin-protein ligase TM129. Gene Ontology annotation, biological process: protein ubiquitination. Bases 109 to 1239 code for a protein of 376 amino acids. The record is from RefSeq and is a predicted model, not a curated record. NCBI's taxonomy places the organism in Eukaryota, Metazoa, Arthropoda, Insecta, Hemiptera, Pseudococcidae. Gene Ontology annotation, cellular component: endoplasmic reticulum; membrane. Gene Ontology annotation, molecular function: ubiquitin protein ligase activity. The transcript has 6 exons.
GUCUUCGUGUUUCGUAAACAAGAACUUGUUUUUUUCCAAUUUCCAUGUCAAUCUGAAUCAUAAAAUUCACUGUCGUUUUAAAAAUUGAAUAAUUCUUUAAAUUUCAAAAUGAAUGAAGUAUUCGUUUUAUAUUCCUUGAUCUACACCAUAAUAACAUUUUGUUUCGUAUACAAAACAGAUCUAUUCAUCAGUGUCGGAUUGACAGUUGAGAACCUGUUCGAUUCUUACCUAGGUAGAGAACAUGACAAUUUUAUCAUGUAUCAUAUAAAAAAAACCUGCAUAACCAAGAUCCUUCACCUCUCCAUACCGCUGGGAUUCUUCACUGGUUUGAGUAUAUUCAAAGCUCAGAAGUACUUCGUUCUGUUACUCGGCGAAAUAUCCUGGCAGCUGAUUCUUCUCGGUAGUUUAUCUAUACCAGUGUACGCUCUAUUUGAGUUAAUAUUCCAAUACCAGCAGGACUGGAGCACGCAUCAUAUCGUAAAGAAAUUAAAACUAUUUCAAAAUGAUCGUAUGACUUCGUGGAAAGCAGUGAGCCAUUCGAUUAACGAAGAAUAUAAAUUAUCCGACAAAACUAUAUUACACUGCGGUAAUAGAAUGAAAUUAGUGUUAACGAGAAAUUGGAUAGUUAAAGUUGGCACAUAUGAUCUCGAUCUCGCUCAUCAAAAUGAUGCCCGUCUCAUAGUGUGUAGCGCCGAUACACACGAUACUGGUAGUAAUGGAUACUCAACGGUUGUACAGUUUAUCAAUGUGAAAAUCAUCUAUUCCAAUGAUACGCGAGAUUUCCUAGUUAGAUUGCACGCGUUCGACUUCAAAGAUCUCAAAGAAGCUGUUCACUGUCCAAUUACUGUAUCAGAAAACGUUACAUUUUAUCAAACCAAAGUUGAAGAAUUUCUAGAAAUAUUUAAAGAUCUCGUAAAAAACAAUCCAACAUUCGAAUUCACCGGAGAAGAGAUUGAAAUGUGUAUCGGUUGUAUGACAUCUGAAGCGAACGUUAAACUAGUAAAGCACUGCAACGACAUCAGUACCAACGAACCAGUCAACGGGGCUCCUGAACCGAAAUGCGUGUCCUGUAAAUGUAGACCUUUGUGGUGUAUCGAUUGUAUGGGUAAAUGGUUUGCUUCGAGACAAGAUCAGACGUUAACUGAAACGUGGUUAUCUUCGAAAUGUCCUUGUCCAGUAUGCCGAAGUACGUUUUGCAUGUUGGACGUAUGUCCUGUAAUUAAACCUGAUAGAAAUUAAAUUUCAACGUGAUUCUUUUAGUAUAUAGCGUGAUAUUUUUACCUUGCGAUGUUGACUUGUUUAAAAAUAAGCUAGAUUUUUUUAAGUACCUGUUUCUACUACGUAUAUUGUAUUACAAGCUGAUUUCAAUCUCUGGUCGUAAGCCGAUGCAUUUCAAAGUUAAUACUCGGUUUGUGUUUUAUCUUCCUUCGUGUUUUGCAUUUUAAUUCAAUUUCAAUUGAGUAAUCGCUUAUUUUGUCUCAUUGCUUUUAUCGAUUCUAAUAUUUUAUAUUCAUUCACGUUAAAAACAUAACACAAGUGUGACAUUUGCUUUGCACUAUAAAUUUAUUUUUGUUAUUUUUUUUCUACGAUACUAAGACUGAUGAUAGUUUCGUAUUACUUAUUUUCUAAGUUCUACAUUCCUAGUUCUCGAUCUAAGCUCUGAUGUAUUACCGGUGAAAUCUGCGAUCUCUUUUGCUAUUUCCGCGCCAUAAAUCAGUAGGUAAUAGUUACUAUAUGAUCGGUUCAACAUAAAUGUGAAUUAACGAAUUAAUCGAUAUGGGUUUUUCUUCUAUUUUUCUUUAAGUGUUUUAUAUAUUUUAUUAUUUUAUUGAACGAUUUUAGAGUUAUGCUUUCGUCGAGUAAUUGAUUCUUAUACCUUUCUGUUUGAUUUUAAUUCCGAUUGUUACUAAUGAUUUUUUUUUCAAACUGUAAAAUAAAAUAUUGUUUUGUUUACGAAACUUUUUACUUUUCAUAUCACGGUGAUAUCGAAUAUCGGUUUCCAAUGAUACGAUUUCGAGUGUGUAAUGUUAUUAAACAACAUACGAACACCACAAUAUAAUUUAUUGCUUAAUAAUUGCUUUACACGAUCUAUUUAUACAUAGCUUAGUAGGUAGGUACAUAGCGAAUCAUUUUUUUAAAACAUAAUUUCACACAACAUACGAGGAAAAUAAUCUGGUGGGCUAAUCCAAUUUCAAAACUACGGUAACCAAUUAUCAAAUAAUUCCAGCUACAUUUUUAUUCACACGCGUUCAGAAAUAUUAUAUGUAGUAUUACGUAAUUACACGAGAAUGUAUUUAUCACGGAUCGUUCGAGAUUGUUACGAGAAGGAGAGAAAUAAAAACAGCGAAA